AUGACCUUAUCAGGUGAAUCUGUUGGCAGUGAUCAAGAUGUAAAGAUACGUUGCAAUUUGCCACUGCAGAUAUGUCUCAUUUUCAACUCGUACCUGUUUCCUAUCUGGUGUUGGUUGGAGCUUUCUCGUCCAGCUUGCCCAAACAGCAAUACUGCCGAAGUCAAAUUACAAGUAUUUGAUUUUUUAUGGAGUGCAUCCUUACUGCUAAUGUCCACAGUCGAGGUGGUUCGGCUUUACGUGGGACAUGCAGGAAAUAAACUGGAGCAGACCUUUUUACAAUUGGUCCAUUACGUCAGCUCGGUAAAUUACUGGCGCAGGUUAGGUCCACUGUCUGCUGACCUAAAGAUUGGAACUUCUUGUCGCAAUUCUCUGGAAUGUCUGUUGUUCGUGCCACACAGUCACUGCGACUGGGACAAGCGUCUGUGCACCUGUCAGCCGUACUACGUCCUUUACAAUGCGACAAUGUGUCUGCCAGCAUCUCUGCUCGGCUUUGCCUGCUCCGUCGACGAGCAGUGCUCCCUCAAAGUGCCAAACUCGGUGUGCACUGAUGGCUUGUGUCAGUGCAAGUCCAACUUCCUGCCUCUUCGUCGCGACAAAUGCUUGCCACCUGCUCGUUCGGGCGACUUUUGCCUCUCUGAGAAGCAGUGUCUGUUGGGUGACAGGUACUCCCAGUGCAAGUAUAUUAUUCCUCGCAUCUACGGCAAAUGUCGUUGUGCAAACGGAUAUCACCUGUCAGCUGAGAACCAGUGUUUUCCAACACUAGGCAGCAAGUGUUUUUCUGCCGAUGACUGUGAGAAAGUGACACCGAAUUCAGUCUGCACCGACAACGGGACCUGUAAGUGUAGUGAUGGCUUUCGUGCCACAGACGACAAACUGUCCUGUGAUCCAGUUCCAACAACGACGACGACCACCACAACAACUACCACUACGACGACAACGACAACGACGAUGAAACCGCUUCAUCUAGGUAUUACAGAAGAGCAAAGCGUUCAGAAUCAAAUAGAAGAGGACGAGUUGCAAGAUGAUAGCGCCCAGCUGGUCACUGCACUGGCAGUCUCGCUGGGAAAACGGUGCAACAGCAGCAUUGAAUGUCAGAUGCGUGAUCCAUACUCGAGAUGCAUUGACGGCUUUUGUGAUUGUUUGAAAAAGUCAGCCACGUGCAGUGCCCAAAAAACUGGCUGUCACGCUGACACCUUUCAAUGUAGAAACGGGCAAUGUGUCAGUUGGUAUUUUGUGUGCGAUGGAGACAGAAAUUCAUGCGAUGAUGGUUCUGACGAGGACGAAUGCAUUCCCUAUCGAAUCACAUGUGACAAGCAAGCCUGGCAGUGCAAAUCAGGUCAAUGUGUGCCUCAGUAUGCAUUUUGCAAUGGAAUCGUGGAUUGUCUAGAAGACGGCUCAGACGAGGACGAGGCAGUGUGCGAAAGUACACACAUGGCCUGCCCAAAUGGAACAUUCACAUGUGACAAUAAACUUUGCAGAUCAACUGCUAUCCUCUGUUCGGGUGUGGAUUCCUGCACUGACAGCAGCGACGAGGACUACGACAGAUGCCAAGUUUGCUACUGCGAAAAGCCAUAA
Rhagoletis zephyria (snowberry fruit fly) is the source of this 1575-nucleotide messenger RNA. The record is from RefSeq and is a predicted model, not a curated record. NCBI's taxonomy places the organism in Eukaryota, Metazoa, Arthropoda, Insecta, Diptera, Tephritidae.